Molecule: messenger RNA, 1035 nt
Organism: Pomacea canaliculata
Lineage: Eukaryota; Metazoa; Mollusca; Gastropoda; Architaenioglossa; Ampullariidae
Exons: 5
Coding region: 81-938 (285 amino acids)
Source: RefSeq, a predicted model, not a curated record
GCAUUUCCGGGUGAUAUCCUAGGUUACAUCAACAAUAUGUCCACUACCGGGGUAAGAUCGGGGAAGACUAAACAACAAAAAUGACGGUAUACAUGCCUCCGAUAGCUCGCAAAAAGAGAGUGGAUUGUCGAUACAAUCCUGAUACAUUUCGUGUUAUAAGUGAGGAAGCUGAGAGUGUACACCAGAAGUUUGAACCACAGCCAUACAGAGCGUCUUUUGAGCCAGUAACUCCCCAAGAGCCAUUAUUUCCAGAGAUUUCUACCCCACACAAACGUACACGCGUCCUACCACAUGCUACUCCUGAUUAUCGACACAACUGUCCUCAACCAAAAAAAUGUUCUUUUAUUGAAACAAAUGCACAUCUGCUAAAUGAACCUAUUUGUGUGCACAAGCCAACCUACACGAAAGACUCCACAUACAGAAAUGAGUUUAUGUAUACCAAACAACUGGCACCCAAACCUCAUUUUCGCCACUCCGCAAAUCCUAACCAAAAGCCAGCUUGUGGAGUUGUUCCUGUAAACAUGCUGCACGAGAUGGAUGGUACCGAGCAUUUCUACAAAGAACGUUUGUCUUUUGAACACCAAUAUAACAGCAGAACAGACCCCAACUACCCUAUAAGGGGCAAGCGCCAUGGUGCUUUUGUUGUGGAUCGUAUUGAUCAGGAAAGUGCACAGAGAUUCAUUGAUUAUCAUACCAAGCUAAAUGAUGAGUGCCCUAUUGUUACCAACUUUGGCUCACCACGCUUAAACCCCAUUCCUGUGCCCGAACUCCACUGUGUGAACUCUCAUGCCUGUGCUCUAAGCAAACAAACAGCAGUACCUGAUGCUCAAGUAUCUGCAAACAGACUGCCUGCAUCACAGCCUGAGCAGAAUGCUGCCACAGACUACCAGCAGAAUAGUCUAUUGGCUUCUCCUCUGCCAGAAAAUGUCAAAGGUUAAAAAACAAAGCAUGGUCAAUCUCAACAUUUUCUUUAAAUUGAGUGUACAGUGUACACUAAGGCAAAAAAAAAAAAAAAAGAAAAAAAAAAAAAAAAAA